Molecule: messenger RNA, 3599 nt
Organism: Trichomycterus rosablanca
Lineage: Eukaryota; Metazoa; Chordata; Actinopteri; Siluriformes; Trichomycteridae
Gene: pnisr
Product: PNN-interacting serine/arginine-rich protein
Exons: 15
Coding region: 1-3339 (1112 amino acids)
Biological process (GO): G protein-coupled receptor signaling pathway; negative regulation of adenylate cyclase activity; positive regulation of cytosolic calcium ion concentration
Cellular component (GO): membrane; nuclear speck; presynaptic active zone
Molecular function (GO): RNA binding; galanin receptor activity
Source: RefSeq, a predicted model, not a curated record
AUGAAUCUGUCCGGUGUGAGUAACUCCACCUCAGGUUGGGGUGAGAACAGUACGGAGGUGCCAGUAGUGGAGAGGUUGGAACUGGGCAUCGGGGCGGAUAACAUCGCUGCCCUCCUGGUGUUUGGCCUGAUCUUCGCGCUCGGUGUUCUCGGGAACUCCGUGGUGAUCGUGGUUCUGACACGCAAUCGUCCAGGUGGCACCACCAACAUCUUCAUCCUGAACCUGAGUGUGGCUGACCUGAGCUACCUGCUCUUCUGCGUGCCCUUCCAGGCCACCGUGUACGUGCUGCCCACGUGGGCGCUGGGUGCCUUUCUCUGUAAGUUUACUCAUUACUUUUUCACCGUCUCCAUGCUGGUCAGCAUCUUCACGCUCUCCGCCAUGUCUGUGGAUCGCUACGUGGCCAUAGUGCACUCGCGCAGCUGCUCCAGGGUCCGCGUGGCCCGACACACCCUGCGUGCCAUCCUUGUGAUCUGGGUGCUGUCGAUGGCCAUGGCAGCACCGGUGGCACAUUACCAGAACAUUAUAGAACGCGAGCACAACGCCACCUACUGCUGGGAGCUGUGGCCCGACGUUCAGAACCGAAAGAUCUACGUGGUGUUUACUUUUGUGUUCGGGUACGUCCUGCCACUGCUGCUCAUCUGCUUCUGUUACGCCAGGGUGUUGAAUCAUUUACAGAAGAAGUUGAAGAAAUCUGAGGAGUCGAAGCGAAAGACGGCUCAGACGGUCUUGGUGGUGGUGGUGGUGUUCUGUCUCUCCUGGCUUCCUCAUCACAUGGUGCACCUCUGGGUGGAAUUUGGGACGUUCCCUCUGACCCAGGCAUCGUUUGUGUUUCGUGUGGUCGCUCACUGCCUGGCUUACAGUAACUCCUCUGUUAACCCCAUCAUCUACGCCUUCCUGUCUGAAAACUUCCGCAAGGCCUACAGGCAGGUGUUCAGGUGCCAGCGGAGGGCGCCGGCCAACGACAUCAGGGGGCUCCGCAGUAAAGCCGAAAUGUCGCCCUCCACCAACUGCACCACUGUGGCUAUAAGUUCACGCGUCAGCUACAUCAGCAUGAUCGCUUCAAGUACUUCAGUACUAAACAAUGAAUAUUGGAUGAGAUUGGAGAUGUGGGAUCAGGGAGGGCAGUCCUGGUCGCAGUGGCCUCUGAGCCAGCAGCAGUGGAUGCAGUCCUUUCAACACCAACAAGAUCCAGGUCAGGUGGACUGGGCAGCAUUAGCUCAGGCAUGGAUUGCUCAGAAAGAGUCGACUGGUGGGGUGAUGGAGCAGCAGCCCAACGGACAGGAUGCUAACAAUCAUAACAACUAUCAGACUGAUCCUGGAUUUAACAGAAUGUGGCAGCCAGAUUGGGGAAUGCAGAGUCAGCCUCCACCCCCUCCUCUUCCUCCUCCUCCUCCACCCACUGUGGAUCAGACGUGGAUCCCUCCAGCUCCAGCACCCAUGGAUAUCGUUAAUCCUUCUGAGGACAGUAACAGUCAGAACAGUCCGGAGUUCCACAGCGAUCCACAUCACGGCUUUAACCAGAACAGUCACAGCUUCAGUAACCAGCCUGAACACUUCCCUGUUCCUUCCAUACCAGUUAACCAGUUUGAUUAUCAGCAUGGAGCGUUUGCGCCCCCAAACACUGCUUUCCCCCCUCCAUUCUGGCCUGACGGAUCCCAGAACAGACGCGACAGACUUUCAACAUUCAGGCCGGAACAUCCCAGAUCACCUGUUCAAAUGGGAAUCAAACCUCCAGAAGCUCCAGUUAUUGAUGCUGUGAAGAGACGCACCCUGCCGGCGUGGAUUCGAGAGGGACUUGAGAAAAUGGACCGAGAGAAACAGAAGAAGCUGGAGAAGGAGAGGCUGGAGAAAGAACGAGCAGAAAUGGGCAGCAACGAAAACGACGACGACGCACCAGAGGAAGAGGGAGAUGAAGCUCGGCUGCCACGAAAGAGCAAAUUCGACAGUGAUGAUGAGGACGGGGAGGGUGAUGAAGGUGAAGCUGCAGAGACGGGUGUGUCAGCAAAAAUCUCAUCUCCUGCUAAUGAGGAGGAGAGUGAACCUGAAAUGACCGAAGAGGAGCGGGAGUUCCAGCUGAUGCUGUUGACGAAAACUCUGUUGACUGAGGUUCUGCUGGAGGUGACAAAUGAGGAAAUUCUUCACGUGGCCGUGGAGGCUCAUCGCAAAGCCGGCAAAGCUCCUGCAAAACAGCUGGCACAGUCCAGUGCACUGGCUUCUCUAACCUCACUCGGACUGGGAGCGUACGGAUCAGAUGAGAGUGAAGAUGAGGAGCGCAGUGUCAGGGGAUCAGAUUCAUCCGACACAGAUGAAGAGGAGCUGCGGCAUCGGAUUCGGCAGAAACAGGACGCCUUCCGCCGGAAAGAACAGGAAAAACAGGACCACGAGGAGCAUACUAAUGCUAACACAGAAGCUUCAGAGCGAGCGAGCAGAGAACGCGAGCAGGAGAAUCACGAGGAUGAGCAGCCAGAACACAAACACAAACAGGAAGUGAAGGAUAGAGAGGUGGAGUCAGGUCAGAAAUCAGAAGUCAGGGAAGCCAAGCGUUCAGGGUCGUGCCGCAGCCACACUUCCUCCUCCAGCUCGUCUUCCUCCUCCUCCUCCACAUCCUCUUCUUCUUCCUCAUCCUCGUCCUCCUCCUCACGUUCUUCCUCCCCACGCAAAAAGAGGAGGCGCAGUCGCUCGGCCUCACGCAGCAGGCGCAGUCGGAGUCGCAGCCGCAGCAGGAGUUCCCGCAGGAACCAGUCAGAACGCAGAGAGAGGAGGCGGAGCAGCAGGGAUCGGAGCUCCGCCCACUAUAGGAAGCGCAGCCGUAGCGGUGACAGGCGUCGCAGUCGUAGCCGCAGCCGAAGAAAGAGAUCGCGCAGCCGAGAGCAGGAAAGGAGGAGGGAGAGGAGCCAAAGUCGUGAGAAAGAAAAGAAAAAACGAGAGAAGGAGCAAGAGAAGAGAAAAGAGAAACAGAAAACCAGAGAAAAAGAAAAAGUCAGGGAGCGAGAGAGGGAGAAAGAGAGGGAGAGAGAGCGAGAGAGAGAGAGGGACACUAGCACAGCCAGAGAGGAACAGAGCAGAUCGAAGAAGAAACAGCGAGAGAGCGAUGGAGUUUCCCGACAGGACAGCAGGUCCAGCAAAAAGAGCUCGACCAAAUCCAGCAGGAAGUAUUCGGACUCUGAAUCCAGCCGCUCCCGCUCGCCCGAAUCUAGCAAAGGCAAGAAAUCCAAAAAAACUAAACGUAGUCGAUCACGCUCCACAGAAAAAUCACACAAGUCUGGUAAGAAGGCAAGCCGCAAACACAAGUCUAAAUCACCAUCAAGGUCGGACUCUCCCAGCCGUCGCCGGCGCUGACGACUUCUCCGUUUCUGUAGUUUAUUUUUAAUGGUGUGUUUGGUUGCAGAAGCAGAGCUGUAGGUGAAAUUCUACACUCAGUGUAAAUAAAGCAAUUCUUUUAUAAGUCAUGUCUGGAACACAGGACCUUCUGAAGCAUGAGGAUUUUUCUGCUGUAUUAUGAGAGACUCAGCAUUAAAAUCAUUUAGAAAUCUGGAACUGUAAUAUUUUAAACCCACAUUUAAUGUAAAGUGUCCAAUAAAACAUGGAUUUUCUGUCCA